AUGCAAAUCCAUCCCGGUAUUCUAGUCAUUGCGGCUACUCUAAUACAUUUAAGGCCUGUCUACAGUGCUCAAAGUGCAACUCUGGUACAAGCAGAAAGCCUUAUUAAGUGUGGACAAACGAGUUAUAAUCAUAAUGACGCUUAUACUUCCACCGUGAAUGCCUUCAACUCUCGUGUUUACGAAGCUUUCAAUGGAAGAACAAGAUGUGGUGUACCGGGAGAUACUUAUUGGAUGGCACCUCUCAAGAAACAAAAUGGCUUGUACAGCGACGGUUCUUACGUUAUCUUUGACAAUAGACAAAGAAUAGUGGAUGUUAUCUACUCCUUGUAUCAGAAUUACUUCAAGCUGUGCUAUGUGAGCAACCAACAAACUUGCCCCGAGAACCAUCAACAACCCUCUCGGCCAUACACUUUAUAUGCUUGGCCCGUAGGAAGCUUUCUAGCCUCAACCCAAUAUUCAAAUGAUAUUACAGGAUAUUGGAGAUCUCAGUCGUAUGUGGUAGGAAAUUCAGCAUCUUAUCAAAUUGGUAUUGGGCCAGCUUAUAUCAGUUCACGGACGAGUACGGUUUCGUUCUACCAAAGUGGCGAUUAA
Molecule: messenger RNA, 591 nt
Organism: Blumeria graminis f. sp. triticale
Lineage: Eukaryota; Fungi; Ascomycota; Leotiomycetes; Helotiales; Erysiphaceae
Source: the annotation of a GenBank genome assembly